Messenger RNA from Penicillium soppii, 3210 nucleotides. Its product is annotated as sulfate transporter family protein. The transcript is spliced from 4 exons. NCBI's taxonomy places the organism in Eukaryota, Fungi, Ascomycota, Eurotiomycetes, Eurotiales, Aspergillaceae. The coding region runs from base 1 to 3210 and encodes 1069 amino acids. Gene Ontology annotation, cellular component: membrane. The record is from RefSeq and is a predicted model, not a curated record.
AUGGGGGUAAUGCAGCCUCGUGGACGUCGCGACUCUCGUGCUUCGGCUCUAUCGCGAAACUUGCUUUUCGAUCGCGAUACUCCUAGCAUCCUCACUUCAGAGUCGUUGGUGGAACAUGCACACUUGGGCAGUUUGCCCGGUCCAAUGGGAGGAGAACCAUCUAGUUACAAUGGUUCGACAAUAAAGACCCCAAAUCGUUCAUUUUACCACCGGUCAUUUAAUAGCAAUAUGGAUCCGGCACAUUAUGCUACAGACGGUCUCCGUGACCAAACCGCUGAACUUGCUACCUAUGGUCUCUCGCUGAAUAAAAAAUCACUCUUGCGAGAUGGCCCCGGCUUACCGCCCAGUCUCGAUAUAUUCCACGACAGUCAAUCUACAGAGCACUCGCAAGAUGAGGCUACAAGCUCUGGUGCUGCUGGGGAAACAUUUUUGGAGCCGAGAUAUGCAUCUGUCGAUCCUGCAUCAGCUUCUUCGGCCUUGACAGCGAUGAUUCGCCGGCCAUCCACGAUUACGGUCAACGACCAGGUCGUCCGACCGGAAAGUGUUCCUUCAUCGCCGACGAUGCUAGAAGAACCCGUGCGAGACACUGAGCACACCUCGUUAUUGUCAAAGCCUCGAUCCAAAUCUACGCAGAACUAUGGAACUUCGGAUGUGGAGAAUCAGAGAGAAAUUCUGAAAGGGUCUCCAAACUUCCUCACGACAGGAUUAUCAUCUGUGGCCCACUGCGCUCGGAUAUUGGCCAACCCAAAAUCUUGGAAUAGACGUGCCAUAUGGCAAGAGGCUGUGGUGUACCCCACCAGCCUGGUUCCUGCAGUAUUGCUAGGACUGCUUCUUAAUAUUCUCGAUGCCUUAUCCUAUGGAAUGAUCCUGUUCCCACUGGGAGAACCCCUGUUUGCACAUCUAGGAACCGACGGCAUCUCCAUGUUCUACGUCAGCACCAUUAUCUCACAACUGGUUUUCUCUUGCGGGGGCUCGAUCUUCAAAGGAGGAAUAGGAAGCGAGAUGAUUGAAGUAGUACCAUUCUUCCAUCAAAUGGCUUUCACCAUCAUGAACUCCAUCGGCAAGGACAACCCGAAGUCGGUGAUAGCGACGACCAUCCUAGCCUUCUCGGUCAGCUCGAUCCUCACCGGCCUGGUGUUCUUCUUGAUGGGUGUCUGUGGGCUAGGAUCCCUCAUUGGCUUCUUCCCCCGCCAUAUUCUCAUUGGAUGUAUCGGUGGAGUGGGCUACUUCUUGCUACAAACUGGCAUGGAGGUUUCGGCCCGGCUACCUGGGUCUUUGGAGUACAACCUUCCCACACUUCAGAAGCUUUUCCAUCUGGACACUUUCCCUCUUUGGAUGAUACCCCUGUUCCUUGCGAUUGGCCUUCUUGUUUUGAAGCGGUUUGUUCGCUCAAACUUCUUAGUAGGUGGAUAUUUCAUUGCUGUCGCUGCCGUGUUCUACAUCGUCAUCUUGAGCGCCAGGAUCCCCAUGGAUUCUUUGCACCAAAAUGGAUGGGUAUUUGAUGCGCCGUCUUCCAACAACCCCUGGUAUCAUUUCUACAGUCUUUAUGAUCUUGCCGAGGUCAAUUGGACUGCCUUCAGCGAGACCAUUCCAGCUAUGUUUGCUUUGACAUUUUUUGGUGUACUGCAUGUGCCCAUUAACGUCCCUGCGCUCGGAAUUUCCACUGGCGAAGACAAUCUCAAUGUUGAUAGGGAACUUGUGGCUCAUGGUGUUACGAAUGCUCUUUCAGGAUUCGUAGGAAGCAUCCAGAACUACCUCGUCUAUACCAAUAGUCUUCUCUUUAUUGCUAGCGGUGGUAACUCUCGUUUGGCCGGUCUCAUGUUAGCCGCAGCUACGGCAGGGAUCAUGGUCAUAGGCCCAGUUAUCAUCGGAUACAUCCCCAUUAUGGUAGUCGGUGCCUUGAUCUUCCUAUUAGGCAUUGAACUAUUGCAAGAGGCCUUGGUAGACACGUGGGGAAAGCUCACUCGACUCGAAUACUUGACUGUCGUUAUCAUUGUCGUUACAAUGGGUGCUUGGGAUUUCGUUGUUGGAAUCUUUGUAGGAAUUAUCCUGGCCUGCGUGAACUUUGUGGUCCAGACGUCUCAGAAAUCCGCCAUUCGAGCCACUUACUCAGGUGAAAUCGCUGGGUCAACAGUCCGGCGUCCUCCAAUCCAGCAGCAGUUCCUGCGCGAAGCUGGACAGCAGACCCUGAUGAUGAAGCUUGGUGGAUAUCUCUUCUUCGGAACCAUUGUGAAUGUCGAAAACACCAUGCGCGGUCUGAUUGAAGACGAAGCCUUCGAAACGCGACCUAUUCGCUUCCUCAUUCUCGACUUCUCCCGCGUCUACGGCCUCGACUUCUCAGCUGCGGAAGCAUUCACGCGCAUCAACCGCGUCCUCCGAAAGCGCAACGUGCAAACAGUCAUCUCGGGAUUGAAUGUGGAGGGUGAUGUAGGCAAGUCCCUACAGAAUGUAGGACUCUUCGAGCCCGAGUGUGGCGUUCCUAUCUUCGAAGACCUCAAUUCCGCCCUUGAGUUCUGCGAAAACGACUACCUCAAAGUGUUCUACAAUCGCCAAGAAGCACUUUCUACCCCCGUCGACCCAACCGCCGGCGGCAACAGUGGCCUUCUUCAACUUCCCGUCCCUGUCCCCUCAGGGCCCCAACCCACAACCUUAGCAGACAACAUAGUCAGCUCCCCGCGCCGCCAGUACCUCCAGCGCGUUGCAACAUCAACAAUCCAAGCCCACGAAACAGCGAUGAUGGCCUCCCCCGCUUGGUCCGCCAUGCGCCAACCCCUACCCCUCCUUCUCCAAACCUUCCAAGGCCUCUCGACCCAAAACGAAGACUUCUGGUUCCCCGCCUGCGCUUACUUCUCCCGGGAGUCCUACGCAGCAGGCACAGUCUUAUAUCACGAAGGGGAUGCCCCACGAGCCUUCUACCUCCUCGAGUCCGGCAUGCUGCGCGCAGGCUACGACCUCCCACAAGGCAGAUACUUCGAGCUUAUCGUCGCUGGUCGGCCUUGCGGCGAGCUGCCUUUCUUUAGUGAUACGCGUCGCACGGCAACCGUCAAGGCGGAACGUGACUGUGUCGCUUGGUGUUUGACAGGCGUGCAGUGGAAGGCGUUGCAGGAGAAGGAGCCGCGUAUUGCUCGGGAGCUGUUGACUGUUAGUUUGAAGUUGACGACCGAGCGUAUGGACAGUAUCACUUCUUAUGUGCUCACGAUGGCGGCUUGA